This is a messenger RNA of Stegastes partitus (bicolor damselfish), 1318 nucleotides long. Its product is annotated as FERM domain-containing protein 5-like. The transcript has a single exon. The record is from RefSeq and is a predicted model, not a curated record. NCBI's taxonomy places the organism in Eukaryota, Metazoa, Chordata, Actinopteri, Pomacentridae. The annotation marks the transcript as partial.
GGUUGGAGUCUCUUCGAGACAGUGCCCACUCGACGCCUGUGCGCUCCGUCUCCCAUGGCGACUCCUUCAUGUCUUCUCGAGGCCAGAUGGUGGAUGGCAGCGAGGCGAGCACGUCAGCAGUCAUCUCCGACGAGGCCUACAGCCCCUCAGACAGCGUGCUGCCUACACCAGUGGCAGAACACGGGAUGGAACCUUUGGCCCGUCACCUCAACGGCGCUCCCUGCAGCAUCGACGAGGAGAAGGAUUCAGAGGCGGGGACGUCGAAGGAGGGGCAGGCGGCUGAGUUUGGGCCUGGCAGGAGAGCAUUGCGUAUGGUCCGGAGCCGGCCGUCACCACCCAGCGACGUAGAGGAGCUCAACAAGUUCAUCCUGAGCGUGUUGCGUCUGUUCCUGGUCACCAUCGGACUGCUGUUCGCCCUGCUGCUGCUCCUCAUCAUGCUGACAGAAUCAGACCUGGACAUUGCCUUCCUGAGAGACAUCCGCAAGACGCCCGAAUUCCAGCAGUUCCACUUUGAAUACUUCUGCCCUCUGCGGCGCUGGUUUGCCUGUAAGUUACGAUGGAUGGGAGGUUUCCUCGUCAGUAAGUGAGGCCAAGUGAAAAACUGAAGAAGAGACUAAAUGACUCAACACAGGCUUCCGCUGAUGGAAAUGGGACACGUACAACAAACAGGUCAGGAAAUGAGGAGGGAAAAGGAAAAAAAGAUGACAGCCCUGUUCCUAAUACGAGCUUCUCCCAGGAAGGAGGUUCUGUCACAAGCCACGGACCGUCCUCUGAAGAGCCUUGUUUAUUAUGUUUGACCAUCACUACGAGGAAAGGAAAUCACAUUUUACUUUAGAAAUUCAGGUCAUCUCAAGGUAUUUUAUUUUUACACAAAGUCACGGUGACAGGGUUUAAUUUAAACGCUGAACCAGGUCUGACAGACACUCACUUAUUCAACCACAGAUAAUAGUUGCCUUUAUUUUUGUAUUAAUUUAUAUGUUGUAACAUUACUGUAAGACGGAACGACCUGAAGUGUUGGGGUGCGCGUUGGAAGACCUGAAAGUUUGAGUAAAGUUUUGAGAGAAGAAAAGAUGGGGGCCAGUCUAGCUCGUCAAGUUUUACGUCGACGGCAACAACGUUCACGAUAAUUAGAAGUCGCCGUGGUCGCUGUUUUGAGAUGGACCAGUGUCAAGGGGGGGGGUUAGUUAGAGAAAGUGUGAAAUGGAAAAAUAAGCAGCACUUAUUGAAUGUAGAUGAGUUCUGAGUCUGGAAUGUUAUCGCUCGUUUUAUACAAUUCUUAGGCAGAUACAAAUACACUUUACACACCUUCCUGAAUUGU